Messenger RNA from Frankliniella occidentalis (western flower thrips), 789 nucleotides. Its product is annotated as 39S ribosomal protein L55, mitochondrial. Gene Ontology annotation, molecular function: structural constituent of ribosome. The transcript is spliced from 3 exons. The record is from RefSeq and is a predicted model, not a curated record. Gene Ontology annotation, cellular component: mitochondrial large ribosomal subunit. Gene Ontology annotation, biological process: translation. The coding region runs from base 216 to 605 and encodes 129 amino acids. NCBI's taxonomy places the organism in Eukaryota, Metazoa, Arthropoda, Insecta, Thysanoptera, Thripidae.
GUUUAGUAAAUUUCUCGUAGCUGUUCGUGAUUUGCGUCGGCUGCUUUUUGGUCCAAAAGUAAAUGUGCGAAAGAUUUUGGGUGAUGUAGAACGGGCAGUAGCGGACUCGUCAGUCUUAUUUACUUCUUUUGUAUCUAUUCUUAUAUCCUCAUGUGUUGUCAAAUCGCUAUUUGGUUUCAUUAAAUUAUCAAAGAGAGAACAACACCUUCGGAAACAUGUCACAAUCUAACCUCUUCAGUCGAAUGACUCUUCUUCCUUGGGCAUCAGUCAAACAAAUUUUGACACAGACUUCUCCAUCAAACCCUCAGCUUUUACAUCGGAGUAUAUCAAAUAACUUUGCUCUUAUUACUAAAGUUCACAGAGAAUCCUAUUUGAAAAAUUAUCGUGUUCUUGUAGUACAACCAGAUGGUUCUUCAUUUUAUACUCGCUACCAUGAGCCUCGAUCCAUCAUUCAGCUCCCACUUGAUACCUCAACAUUGUCACCCGAAGAUUUGAAAUUAAGAUUGGCCAGAAGAAAUCCCAAGAAGAAGGUUGAAUAUGUCAAGGAAGAAAAGAAUACUUAUCAGGCCUCCAAGUACAUCAAACUAGUUAAAAAGAAAACUUAAAAAGUUGCAUAGGUUUUUUUUUUGCCUGUAUAGGAUGUGUUUCAUGGAAAUUGAGGUCAAAAAAGGAGUUCUGUUGCUGGUUUCUAAAGUAGUAUUCCUGUUGAAUCCAGAUAUUGUUUGUAAGUAGUUCUAUUUUACUACUUAUUUUGUAUAAAGUUAAAUAAAAUUCCUCAAAGUUUCGUUA